Molecule: messenger RNA, 1245 nt
Organism: Melanotaenia boesemani (Boeseman's rainbowfish)
Lineage: Eukaryota; Metazoa; Chordata; Actinopteri; Atheriniformes; Melanotaeniidae
Gene: tmem50a
Product: transmembrane protein 50A
Exons: 7
Coding region: 125-607 (160 amino acids)
Biological process (GO): late endosome to vacuole transport via multivesicular body sorting pathway; protein targeting to vacuole
Source: RefSeq, a predicted model, not a curated record
CACGUCUCAGAGGUUCUCCCAUCAAACGGGUGUGGGUGUACUGCGCAUGAGCAUGAGCGAGUUCUGUCGGAAGCCAGAUCGGGUUUAACCAAGAGAUCCACAUCAAAACCGAAAAUAAAAAGUCAUGUCAGGAUUUCUGGACGGAAUCCGCUGCGGAGACUGCGAGUGCAAUGUGGACUGGGGAGAGAGGAGAAACACCAUCGCAUCUAUAGCUGCUGGAGUUCUGUUCUUCACAGGUUGGUGGAUCAUCAUUGAUGCAGCAGUGAAAUAUCCUGAUGAGGUGCAAUUUCAUCAUGCCUAUCACACAUGUGGCGUCAUAGCAACAGUGGCCUUUCUCAUGAUAAAUGCUGUUUCAAAUGGCCAGGUGAGAGGUGACAGCUACAGUGAAGGAUGCAUGGGGCAGACAGGCGCUCGUGUGUGGCUCUUCAUCGGUUUCAUGCUGGCUUUCGGCUCUCUCAUUGCCUCCAUAUGGAUUCUCUUCGGGGGAUUCGUAGUGCCCCAAAAGCUAGUCGUGUACCCUGGUAUUGCCAUUUUCUUCCAAAAUGCAUUCAUUUUCUUUGGUGGUUUGGUCUUCAAGUUUGGACGCACAGAAGAUCUCUGGCAGUAAUGGACUGAGCACACCUUUAUGUCCACAGUUAUACACUGCUUUCUAAACUGUAUGAGACAACAUGCUUGAGCAGUUAUUCACUUUAUAUAUAAACUAUUUUUAGCUUAAGAUCUUUAAUUUAUGUUAUUUUCUAUAUAAUAGCUAAAUCAUAACUAAGCACAAAAUUUCAUAGGUUUGUUAAAAGUUUGAAUAUUUUCAAAUGUGGCACAUCUUUAAAUGUGUCUGUUUGCACUCACUGUGUAACCAUGUUGUUAGAAUAUUUUACAACUUGUGUAUAUUGGGGGCCGUGCUACUAUUUUCCUGCGGGUAAAUUCAUUUCUAUGACAUCCUUAAGUUUGAACAGUUAGCCUAAUGGUACAAGAUAUCAUUGAGGGAUGUUCACAUUUACUGAAUGUAUGUGAGGCUGUUGGUUUUUAUUCUUGUAGCUUUAUCAGCUCUGAAACUUUGCAGUAAUUCAGAUUUAUUGAGUUUAUUUAGCCCACAUUGCAGACCUGAAGUCAGCAAAGGUUUCAAUACAGCAUGGUGUUGUUUAUGUAACAGAAAUUUGCAUUUAAGUGCAGCACCAAUCUCUUUUUCUCAACCAAAACAUUGAAUCAGUUCUGACAACAAUGACAGCAUUAAACAUAUUGAGCAGUAAA